Molecule: messenger RNA, 4068 nt
Organism: Ictalurus furcatus (blue catfish)
Lineage: Eukaryota; Metazoa; Chordata; Actinopteri; Siluriformes; Ictaluridae
Gene: slc22a31
Product: solute carrier family 22 member 31
Exons: 9
Coding region: 64-1890 (608 amino acids)
Biological process (GO): transmembrane transport
Molecular function (GO): transmembrane transporter activity
Source: RefSeq, a predicted model, not a curated record
CUGUGGGACGCGGCGCUUCCCUGUGGCACACACACACACACACACUUUCUCUCUUCUAAAACGAUGUUGUUUGAAGCUAAAAUUUACCCCCAGGUUGGAGGAUACGGACGCUACAACCGGCUCGUUGCGGUUUUCAGCUGGUUCCCGCACUUCGCCGUGGCUUUAAACCUUUUCUGUGAUAUUUUCCUCACGCUCGUACCGGAGUCGUACCACUGCCGGGCGGAUCCGGAGUUACUGCCCGCCGCCUUCCUCCUCAGCAACGUCUCCACACAGACUUACCUCAACUUCACCGUGCCGUGGCUCAACGGCUCCGGACUGAGCCACUGUGAGCUUUACAAGUACCCGAGGAACUGGACCAACUUCACCGACAGGGCGCACAGGACGCGGGUGCCGUGUACCAGGGGCUGGUGGUAUGGGAAAGCCGCCGGGCUCCAGAGCAACCUCGUCACUCAGUGGAACUUGGUUUGCAAGGACUACUGGAAGAUUCCUCUGCAGCAUGUCAGCUUCAUGACCGGCUGGAUCCUCGGCUACGUGCUGUUCGGCACUCUGUGUGACUGGUUAGGUCGGCGUCGGGCUCUGCUGAUCUCUGUGUCUUUCUCAGGCGUGCUCGGAGUCGCUGUGUGUUUCUCCAACAGCUCCGUGGUGUUUCAGCUCCUCCGCCUGGGUCAAGGCACCGCGCUCGCUGGUGUCUUCCUCUCCUCCUAUAUCACUCGUCUGGAGGUGUGUGAUCCCCCUCACAGGCUCAUGGUGUCCAUGAUGAGUGGUUUCUUCUCUGUGUUUGCUGAGCUCAUGCUCCCGGGCCUGGCUUUGCUGUGCAGUGAGUGGCCUGUACUUCAGGCCGUGGCUACGGUGCCUCUACUGCUGCUGCUGUCAUACUGGUGCUGGCCCUCUGUGUUUCCCGAAUCUCCCCGCUGGCUUCUGGCCACAUCUCAGAUUCCUCAGGCCAAGAGAUGCCUACAGCUGUUCAGCACCCGAAACGGAAUGCGUAAGAGAGACGAGAUCUACCCAGCAGAGACUCUUCUGACAGAGAUAGAUGUGGCGUUCCCAGAAGACCCCCAGCCAAAGUACCACCACAUCUUUGAACUCCGUCACACCAGAGUUAUCUGGAGGAAUUGUCUCAUCCUGGCCUUUACUCUUUUCUUAGGCACAGGGAUCCAGUACUGUUUCACCCGGAACCUCCACAACUACUCACCACACUUCUACUUUGUGUAUUUCCUGCGCGCUCUGACGGGAGCCGUGGCUUGCGGCUUCCUGUGCGUCACGGUUGAUCGCGUGGGACGGAGAGGAAUUUUGCUGCUAGCUGCAAUCAUCACAGGCCUGUCCUCACUACUGCUGCUGGCCCUCACACAAUACCUGCGUGGAGGACUGGUGUUGGUGCUGUCAUUCGUAGGGCUUCUCUCCUCCCAGGCUCUGGCCAUGCUCAGUGUGUUCUUCGCCAGUGAAGUCAUGCCUACUGUCGUACGGGGUGGCACCCUAGGUCUGGUGAUGGCUGCCGGCAGCGUGGGCACAGCCGCUUCGUCACUGAUGGAGCUGCAGAACAACAGUGGCUACUUCCUGCACCACGUGGUGUUCGCCUCGUUCGCCGUUCUCUCCGUGAUCUGCAUCAUGCUGCUGCCCGAGAGCAAGCACAAGGCCCUGGCCGACUCUCUGAAGGACGGAGAGAGCCUGCGCCGGCCUCCGCUCUUCCUCUCCAGGAGAGGACGAGAUGAACUCCCACUGCUCCGCUGCCACCAUCCACCUUCUCAAUACAACCCGGAGAACUACUCGUGCCUGCUCAGCGCCACCAGGAAGAUGCUCACCCAGGACACAGUGCCGUACAGGAUCGCAGUGACAUCUCAGCUGCUGCUGCAGAGUAAUGGCACUUCACAGGGUGACCACGAUGUCUCAUAAUAGCAGUGGGUCAUAAUUUCACAAGAGUGACUUUUACGUGAAUUUUAGAUUUUAAAAUGUCCUUUUUUUCACCUACUGUUUCGCUUGACUCUCCGGCUGUCCACUAGGUGGAGCUGCUCAUGGCCAGGAUAUACUUGCGAUUUGAGAGUGGUGUGUGAAGUUACGUGUACUGAUACUGAUAGUACGGAAGCAUUGUUACUAUUAAUGCUUUUAUUGUCUUUAAUAUAGUGAAGUCAAAUUCCAGCUUGAUCAUGUUAGUAUACUGUAAGUUGUGAGAUGGAAAAAAGGAGAAAACAUGCUUACUUGCGCUCUCCAUUUAAAACUGUCCACAUCCCUUUUUUUUUUACCUUCAGAUUUUUGCUGUCUAAACAAAUAUCUAUCUAUAAACCUACAGGUAAGUACCCGUAUUGGGUUCCUGAAAUGCUCUCUGACCUUAAUACCGAUUCAUUUCUGUCAUAGUAUUAAGUCUCUAGUAAGCGCUUUAUCCUGGUCAGGGUCGUGGUGUAUCCAGAGCCUGUUCCAGGAACAGUGGCUGAAUAUCUGCGUUUACUGGACUGUUGUGUUUUCUUCGAGCCAUCAUACUUUUUGUUCCCCCUUAUAUUUUUCACUGUUCCAAUUUUUACUUGGUCUGAACGUAUUUAUGCUUCAGUGAAGUAAGCUGAGGAUCACAUGAGAGCUGCUCCUCAUUCACUUAGUUGGUCUCAUGGCUCUCAUUUAAACGUACCUUGUGACCUCGUACUUCUGUGAUUUUAUUUCAUCUAACUGACCUCACUGAAAGGUGCUCAUGCUGUAUUACAAACAACUCGGUGUUCAUGUCAGUUGAUCUGUAUUUCAGUCCUGUUGCUGUGGUCUGAAGUGGGGUAGUGUUAUUGUUAUGAAGUCAUCAGUGUAAAUCAGAUAAUGGUCACUUUGAUAAAUGUACACUGGGUAUGGUGUGUAUAUUAUUGCAGGGUCCCGGUGCACAGUGGCAUCAUGGGGUCAUCAUCUGUAGUGCUUCCGUAACAGACUCCAGCUAAAUAACUGAGAAUGACGAUCUCGGAUUGAAGUGAAAUUCAGUUCUUCUGUUUGUCGUAUUCAUGCACAAACCCAUUGCAUUGAUUCUUUCUCACUUUUAUUUAUUAUCGUUCCAAGAUGUGAACAGUAUGAUGAUUUUUUUUUUUUUACUUUCUUUUAUUUUUUGUAUCAGUCUGAUUUGCCAUGAAGCCAGUCUGGUGCAGCAUGGGAACUGCAUGCAAUUUUUUUUAAAAUUGUUUUUUAUUUUAUUUUUUAUUUGUAAUGUGUGUGUGUGUGUGCGCGUGCGUGUAUAAGAACUGCAAUAAAAUCCAUAUUUGUGUGCAGAUAAACUUGCAUCAGUUUCAGCUCCCAAAUAACUCGUUGCCAUUUUCCUGACUGUGCAAUAUUUUCUGUCUAAAAUUGUUUUAUGAAAUCUUACUCUACUGUCACAUUAACAGAUUACCCUGUCCUGCCUUUUAUAAAUGUAUUUUAAAAAGAAAAGAGAAAAAUUCAGUAAUAUAGUACAUACAGUCUGCAUUCCUACAUGUCUGUGUUUCAUUUAAGAUUCAUUUGCAUUUAUCCUAUUAACUGCUGGCGUCUGCUGACUUGACUACAUACUGUACAUGCUCUAGGUGCAGCAGUGCAGCGGAUCCUCCAUGUCAUACAGGCUCGAACACACAGCUGUCAAACAGCUGAGAUGCUGAAAAGAAGUUACUGCAAUAGUAAAAGCAUUGCCUAUAGAUACCAAAACAAAACCUUUUAAUAUAAAGCUCAUCUUACAGAGACAACUCGUACUAGUACUAGUAUAGAUCAUCCAUCCAUCCAUCCAUUUUCUGUACUGCUUAUCCCACACAGGGUCGCAGGGAGCCUGGGGCCUAUCCCGGGGAACUCGGGGGGACACCCUGGUCAGGGUGCCAAGCCAUCACAGGGCACAAUCGUGCUCACAUUCACACACUACGGACAAUUUGGAAAUGCCAAUCAGCCUACAGCAUGAGUCUUUUGGACUGGGGAAGGAAACUGGAGUACCCGGAAGAAACCCUCGAAGCCCGAGGAGAACAUUAAAACUCCACACACACACAGAGGGUGGAGGUGGGAAUCUAACCCCCAACCCCGGCAGCGUGAGGCAAAUGUGCUAGCCUCUACGUCAUAGUGUCCCCCUAGUAUACAGUAGAUAAUGAAUCCUAA